Messenger RNA from Arachis stenosperma, 1359 nucleotides. Its product is annotated as protein JINGUBANG-like. Bases 1 to 1359 code for a protein of 452 amino acids. The record is from RefSeq and is a predicted model, not a curated record. NCBI's taxonomy places the organism in Eukaryota, Viridiplantae, Streptophyta, Magnoliopsida, Fabales, Fabaceae. Gene Ontology annotation, molecular function: protein binding. The transcript is spliced from 2 exons.
AUGGAAAAGAAAAAGGAAACAAUGGACUAUAAGAGUUGUUUCUAUAUUCCAAAAGACGAAGAGAUGGACGGUUACAACUCCGACGGGAACACUAGGAAACCCCUUAUCACCAUUGACGCCCCACAUUUAUUAGAAACUGCUCAAAUGGCCGUUGACAAUGAUUCCUUACUCUCUCCUCUUGCCAAGUCUCCAUGGUCCUCUCACAUGAACCACAACACCAACAUUGGAGGAGAUGGCUUCACCAACCCCAACGAUGAAGCUCUCGUUGGCUCGCUCGUCCGCGAAGAAGGCCACAUAUACUCCCUCGCUGCCACCAGGGACCUUCUCUACACCGGCUCCGACAGCAAGAACAUUAGGGUUUGGAAGAACCAGAAGGAGUUUGCAGGCUUCAAAUCCAACAGUGGCUUGGUCAAAUCCAUCGUCAUCGCCGGUGAAAAGAUUAUCACCGGCCACCAAGACGGCAGGAUUAGGGUUUGGAAGGUGUCUUCGAGAAAUGAACAAAUACACAGACGCAUUGCCACUCUUCCCACGCUCAGAAACUACAUCAAGUGCUCCAUGAGACCCAGCAACUACAUCGAGGUUCGAAAGAACCGCAAUGUGCUUUGGAUCAAGCACUACGACGCCAUCUCCUGCCUUAGUGUCACGGAGGACUAUGCCUUCAUAUACUCAGCUUCUUGGGACAAGACCUUCAAGGUUUGGCGAGCCUCCAACUUCAAGUGCUUGGAGUCUGUGGUGGCGCAUGACGACGCCGUUAACUCCUUGGUUGUGGCGCCGGAAGGCUUGGUGUUCUCGGGGUCCGCGGAUGGCACUGUCAAAAUCUGGCGGCGCGAGAUGCAAGCGAAAGGAACGAAACACUUCUUCCAGCAGACAUUGCUGAAGCAAGAGUGUGCGGUGACGGCGCUGGUGAUAAACGCCGACGGGAAUGUUCUGUACGGCGGUUCGUCGGACGGGUUGGUGAACUUCUGGGUGAGGGGGACAAAGUACGAACACAUGGGGAUACUUCGGGGGCAUAAACUGGCGGUGCUGUGUUUGGCGACGGCGGGGAACUUGAUAUUGAGUGGGUCGGCGGAUAUGGGGAUUUGCGUCUGGAAGAGGACGCUUAGCAACGAGCAUGUUUGCCUGACGACGUUAACCGGUCACACUGGACCGGUGAAGUGUCUGGCGGUGGAGAAGGACCCGGAGGCCAUGUUGAAUGACAAGAAGUGGAUUGUGUAUAGCGGCAGCUUGGACAAAUCCGUCAAGGUUUGGAGAGUUUGCGAGAACGCGCCGCCCUCCCAACACGGCCACCAGCAAUCUCGUACUAGUUCUGAGUUCCCCAGGGUCUCUUCUUUGAGGAAAAUGGGCUCCAGAAGAUACUAA